Molecule: messenger RNA, 504 nt
Organism: Seminavis robusta
Lineage: Eukaryota; Bacillariophyta; Bacillariophyceae; Naviculales; Naviculaceae
Source: the annotation of a GenBank genome assembly
AUGCCGCAAUUCGAGAACGACGAGGGCACAGUGUUCCCACCAAUCGUUUUCGGAAGGAUGUCUUCCCCGCGGAUGCGAGAGAAUACAAAGGCCUACCAAACUCCCACGAUCUUGAAGGAAUGGAAAGACUCGCUCCCUGCGCCUGUGGCUGUAUGGUUCUUCCAUGAGUGCGACGUAAUCGCCAUGGAACAUGCUCACUGGCUCGAUUUCGACCAAGAAGUUGGAACGCAGGUCCUUUCGGAAGAACUCAUCGGAACGUGCUAUGCGUACCGCAAGCUGCUUGGUCAGGAUGCCCACCACGGUACUUGGCAUCAAGGAGAGCGGGCGUACGAGACGAUCCGCAAGGGACAAUACGACCAAGCUGCUCGAGUGAUUCAAUCCUUGGUCAAGAGAGGCCCACCCAAGGAUUUUGAGAAGUAUGGAAAUCGAUUUGUCGGCAAAAAGACCAAGGAUCUCGAGCCGAUCUGCUUUUCCGGUGAGGGCCGAAAGCUGCUUUUCGGAUGA